AUGAAGUCUUUUUCGACAGAACUGUGGUCUGGCAGAGAGAAGCUUAUACUCGCGUUUGAUAUUGGCGCCACAUACUCUGGGGUUGCGUACUCACAUCUGUUCCCGUUUUCCCCUCAAGCUGUGUCAUGCGUAAGCGGUUGGCCUGGCCAGCCGGUCCAUCAGAGCGAAAAUAAGGUUCCAUCCCUGGCUUGGUACGAUAGGCAUGGCAAUGCGAGAUUAUUUGGUGCAGAGGCUGCUACCCCUGAUGCUGAAAUCCGGGCGGCGAGAGGUGGUUGGAGCCUUGCAAAACACUUCAAGUUGCACCUACACCCUGGGGCGAAGAGUAACAGGCUGGACAUUGCUUUAGACCCUCUCCCAUAUGGUGUCACGUUGCUCAAGAUAUAUACUGAUUUUUUCGCUUAUUUAUUCGAUCAUGCGAGACACGCAUUCUGCGAUCGAGUACCCGAUGGGGAAUUUGUCUGGAGCAGAUGUAGUGAGAAGGCCGAAAUAGUCAUCACGCAUCCAAACGGAUGGGGCCCCACUGAACAGACAUUCCUGCGAGAUGCAGCCAUCGCAGCGAAGCUUGUCAGGGAGGCUGAUGCGGUGAAACGAACUUUUUUCGUAUCUGAAGCUGAGGCAGGCGUGCAUUACUGCAUCUUUACCAAUAACCUCGCACCUUGGCUCACUAAAAAUGCUCGGUUUGUUGUUUGUGAUGCAGGUGGAUCGACCGUGGACAUUACCGUGUAUUGUGUCACCGAUACACACCCAUACCUCAGACUCGAAGAAGUUAAGCCUUCGGCUUGUGUACAAGCAGGCGGUAUCUUCGUCGAUAAAGUUGCUGCGCAGUACUUCUUGCAUCGCUUCGCAGCGAAACGAGCGAAACUUGAUGAAAACGCCCAAAUAGAAUUCGUCAAAGAAGCCGUCGAAGAUUUUGAGGGGAACGCCAAGAGAGCUUUCAAGAACUCCGAAAAUGGUGCGUAUGUUCGGGUUGGCAGCACCCAAGUGACGAUCGGGGCUGCAGGGGUAAGACGAGGUCGCAUGGCUCUGGAUGGGCGCACGAUUGAAUCUUUCUUCACACCCUCUGUCAACAAGAUCAUCGCAUCGCUUCGACUUCAGCUGAAAGGGACGGAAUGUGGACACAUCCUCCUUGUAGGCGGCUUCGGUGAUAGUCAACACCUGGCGGAAAAACUCCAGGCCGAGUUCGACAGGAAGAGAUGCCAGGUCGUACCAGCCAAUGAUUCAAAGUCCAAAGCCGUAUCGUAUGGUGCCGUCAUUUGGCGUGCAAAGUUGGCUGUUAUCCGCCCGUGUAAAUAUGAAUUUGGAGUGGUUAUGGGUCGGACGUUCAACCCCAAUGAUCGGGCUCACAAAACACGCCAAAUACGCCAUUGCGCUGAUGGAAAAGAUUCCGUCGCAGGAGCCUGGGUUGCCCUAGUACGUCGGGGUCAAAUCGUAAAGCAAGGAGAACGAUGGCAUAGGCAUUUUCGUCUUUACUCUGACGUCCCUACCAGUAAAGUUGGUCGCCUUUCUGUGAACAUAUUAGCUUUCACUGCCACCGACCGACCCACUCCACGUUGGGCGGAGAGCGAGGAUCGCAGGCUGUUCAAUGGCUUCGAAUACGUGUGUACAAUAUCCAUGAAUGUGCCGGAUAACCUUCAGGAUUGGAAACAACGACAAGGGAAAACCGGAGGUUACUGGACUUUUGAUUACACCGUUAGCGUCAUGUACUCUGACAAUAAGGGUCUGAGGGCCUCCCUUGAAUGGGAUUGUGGAGGAAGGAGGGUGAGUAGGUCCCCUCGUCUCUUGGCAGAAAUGGUUGACAGAACGGAAUGCAAAGGAGAGAUCUCCCCUGUUAUUAUACCAAACUCCCUUGCAUAA
Messenger RNA from Cantharellus anzutake, 1854 nucleotides. RefSeq lists its product as uncharacterized. The record is from RefSeq and is a predicted model, not a curated record. The transcript is spliced from 10 exons. NCBI's taxonomy places the organism in Eukaryota, Fungi, Basidiomycota, Agaricomycetes, Cantharellales, Hydnaceae. Bases 1 to 1854 code for a protein of 617 amino acids.